Messenger RNA from Zonotrichia albicollis (white-throated sparrow), 1810 nucleotides. Its product is annotated as serine/threonine-protein kinase SBK2. The record is from RefSeq and is a predicted model, not a curated record. Lineage: Eukaryota; Metazoa; Chordata; Aves; Passeriformes; Passerellidae. Gene Ontology annotation, molecular function: ATP binding; protein serine/threonine kinase activity. Gene Ontology annotation, biological process: protein phosphorylation.
GAUGGCAGAGAGCUCAGCCGUGACCGCAGCAGUGCCAGAGAGAGCAGCACCCACCAAGCUGGAGGAGCUCCUGGAGAUCACCGCCCAGAGCCUGGUGCGCACCGAGGUGGCUGAGCACUAUGAGGUUGUUCGGGAGCUGGGCAGGGGCAAGUAUGGCCACGUGAUGCUAGUGACCCACAGGCAGAGAGGGACUCCUAUGGCUCUCAAGCUGCUACCCAAAGCCAGUACCAAGCUGCACACCUUCCUGUAUGAGUAUUGUGUAGCACUGUCCCUCGCCACCCACCCUGCCAUCAUCGGCAUGUUCGGAAUUGCCAUUGAGUCCAGCCAGUACUAUGGCUUCCUCUAUGAACCAGCGCUGCACAAAGACCUCAUCUCUAUCAUCAAACCCCGCGAUGGGAUCCCUGAGCUGGCCGCAAAGCAGUGUGCCAAGCAGCUGGUGAGCGCGCUGGAGUUCAUCCACAGCCGCGGGCUGGUGUACCGUGACAUCAAGCCCGAGAACGUGCUGCUUUUUGAUCCCGACUGCCGGCUCGUCAAACUCACUGACUUCGGCCUCACGAGGCCCAAGGGCACCAAGCUCAAGCUGGUGGCCGGGAUAAUCCCCUACACCGCCCCCGAGCUGAGCAACACUGCUGAUGCCCAGGGGGUGCCCAUCGACACCAGCAUGGAUGCCUGGGCCUUUGGGGUGCUGCUUUUCUGCCUGCUCACCGGCUACUUCCUCUGGGAGCAGAGCCUGCCAGAGGACCCUUUCUUUGAGGACUUCAUGCAGUGGCAGGAGACAGGCCUGGAGAAGGACGUGCCCCGGCACUGGAGGCGCCUGACGGCCGAGGCUGCCGGCAUGCUGCGGAGCCUGCUGGCUCUGGAUCCCGCCAAGCGCGGCCCUGUCAGCGCCGUGCUGCACUACGUCGGCUGCCCUUGGCGGCAGGAGGACGGACGCGGUGAGGAGGCUGCCGUGAAGUCCUAGGGCAGUCCUAGGGCCUGCUCCCCACGGCAGGAAGGAGGGAAGGAGCCUGCAAGGGGCUUCAGAGUUUGGGCACCAUGGUGGCUUGGGUGUGAGAGGCCGUGGUGGCCCAGAGAGCAACUUCUCUGCUGCACUGUCCCUGCUGCCACAGAGCCAAGCUCCUUCCCCAGUGGAUGGCCCUCACCCCAGGACUCAGUGUUGCCCAGUGCAGCCUCCUUGUGGCUUGGAAGCAUCUUUCUCUUGGAAAUGACUGUGUGAAGCAUCCCCCUGUUUCCUAGCCACAGGGAGUUAUUUAGGCUGCAGCACCUGCUGUGCCUCAAAACAGAGCAAAAUAUGUACUUUGUGUUUCUGUAUGUGGCUCGUUUUCCCUCACAAUAAAUGCCUGUUGGGACCCACUUGCUGUUGGAAAGCAGGGAGCGUGUCAGAACUUGCAGCUGUCUCAGGACAAGCUGUCCAAGGCAGGGGCCAUCUCUGGAUGCUGCCUGUGCCCACAACAGGACGCCUGGAGGGUGACUUCAGGCUGGCAGGGUGGAGGAGCUGGGGAGAUGCCAGAAUGUAGCCAUGGGUGAUGGCUGGGGAACGUUCAUGGUUAUCUCAUGCCAGCCCAAACACAUCUCUUCUCUUGUAUUGCCUUCAGGUCCUAAGACAAUGUCCUUCAUGCUCCUUUAAAUGCCUGGCUACCCCUCUACAAGACCUUUCUUCUCCUCUUUCCUAUCACUUCUUGAACCCUUCCCUACACACACACCUCUCCUAAUGCCCUGAUAUCAUCCUAGGUGCACAUUUGAAUCCUGGAAAGGAGUAGCAAAGAGGGAAUUAGGGGUUAGUAGCCAUUUUUACUUUUCUACCUCUUUU